AGACUGGUUUAUUCUCUUACAAGUGAGACCUGUCAAGAAGAGGACCUUUUGCUUGUGAUGGCUGGUUUUAUGAAACCCGUGAAUACCUUUAAAGAUGAAUUAACUUGUUUUAUGUGCCUUCAGGUAUUUACAUAUCCAGUUUCGCUCAAUUGCUCACACAGUUUCUGCCUCAAAUGCAUUCAGGAUCAUCUGAAGCACAAAGCAGCAGCUGACAAGUACAGUUGCCCUGAAUGCCACGCUGAGUUUGAGGUGAAGCCAAGACUAGUGAAAAAUGGAGAGCUGUCUGACAAGGUGCAGCAGCAUGCGCGGUGUCAUGAGAACGGCAUUAUCUGUGAUUACUGUCUGGAAGAAGAGUCCCCCGCCGUGAUGAGCUGCCUUCAGUGUGAAGCCUUCUUCUGCAUGACCCAUCUCCGACCCCACAGCGAGAAGAUGUACCUGAAAGACCACGUCCUGGUGGAGCCUGCAGAGGCAAUGUCCUUGAGAAAGUGCCCCGAGCACAAGGAAAUCCUGAAGCUCUUCUGCAGAGACCAUGGCACUUGCAUCUGCAUGCUCUGCUGUAUCGUGGGCCAGCACAAGCAGCACCCGGUGUGUACCAUAGAGGAAGCAAAAAAAGAAGCAGAGGAUUCCCUUGUUGAGAAAUUACAGGACCUUAAUACAAAGAAGAUUAAAAUAAAGGAUGCAAUAAAACAGCUUCGAGAAAUACACUCUCAUUCACAGGAUGCAUAUUCAGCCUUCCAUGAAAAAGCAGUUCAUCACUACAAACAGAUAAAAGCCCUCAUUGAAGAAGAUGAACUACAGGCUCUGCAGUUCAUUGAGUCCGAAAGGCAGGUUGCCAUUUCACACAUUGAAUCCCAGACCAAGGAGCAGGUGGAGGAGCUAGAUGAUAUGGAAAGAACUAUCCAACAGAUUCACACCCUUUUAAACCAGACUGACACUGUAAGAUUCCUUAAGGGUGUGAACUGCAAUGAAUAUAGAAUUCACUCCAUACUGAGGAAGCAACAGCUAAUUGUUCAUGAAACAGUCGUCGACGAAGAAAAACUUUCAUCCUUAAUUAAAUCCAUUACUAAGCUUUCAAACAGUUUAACAAAACAGACUGCCUCUGUCAGGAAGGCCUUUUUGGCAUAUGCAACAACUGUCACUUUGGACCCUGGAACUGCAAAUGAAAAUCUAAUUUUAUCAGAAAAUCGAACCAUUGUGCGCUACACAGAUGAACCUGUGAAAUCUCCGUACAAUCCCAAGAGGUUUGAUGACACCUUGUACGUGCUGGGGUGCGAGGGGUUCAACUUUGGACGGCACUACUGGGAAGUGGUUGUAAAAAGCAAGACAGACUGGGAGAUUGGCGUUGCAUAUUCUUCACUGCCCAGGAAAGGGAAAACCUGGCUGGGGAGAAAUAACAUUUCAUGGUCUCUGGAUUGCAGCGGAGGCCAGUGCACAGGAUGGCAUAAUAAUAGAUCCACAAAACUGAACAUGAAAUCCAAUUUAGAAAGAGUUGGUGUGUAUUUGGAUUACACAGGGGGCAUGUUGUCUUUUUAUGAUGCUGAAAAGAUGACUCUGUUACUGUCUUUUUAUAGUAAAUUCACUGAAGCAGUCCAUCCUGUGCUCAACCCGUGUAACAGCAAAGGAGGAAACUUUGCACCUUUAAUAGUUCUCUAGUGCAAACGUAUUCUGAAAAAUUAGAAUUAACAUAAGAUAGAUGUAUAAUGCAAUGCAUGUGUACUAAUGCAUUUGACUAUGAUAAUAUUAAAAAAAUAAAACAGCAGUAAUGUCAUACUUCAGGACGUUGUAGUUCUUAUUGUCCCUGAGGUAUCAUUUUUUUUCUUCGUUUGAAAGUAUAAAAUAAUGACAUGAUACAUUACAAUGCCGUUAUUUGCCAGUGAUGUUAUUAUUGACAUCAGACUAUUUCUAAGUUUUAUAAUCUUUAUUAUCCUAAAAUGCAGAUCUUUUUCACCAGACGCAUUCAGGGUUUAAAAUUAUAGCUUGCAGCCCAACAGAUUUUUUGUCUAAUUGUAUUGGUACCAGUAUUAAUACAUUUAUAUUGUGAACCUAUGUUUUAAGAAUCUGUAUGUUGUGAACAGUAUAGUGUACAGCAUUUAACUUGACGAAUUUGCUACUAAUCAGUGUUAGCCGAAACACCUUUCUACUUGACUUAGUUUUGAGUUUAUUAAAAACAGAAAAUGAAGCAACUGUUUCCACUUUUAGUCUAUAUUCUAUACAAUAAAAGUAUUCUGCUCUUAAUAAUCAAAGACUAUAGCUGGAACCUAAAUCCACAAAUUAUCUUUUAACAAUUAUUAUUUUAGUAAAAUAAUAGUUAUAUUUUCUAUAAUUAGAUAAAGCUAUGAACUGUAAAUGCACAAGAGACAAAAAAUGUGUUAUUUAUAAGUGAG
Molecule: messenger RNA, 2384 nt
Organism: Acipenser ruthenus (sterlet)
Lineage: Eukaryota; Metazoa; Chordata; Actinopteri; Acipenseriformes; Acipenseridae
Product: zinc-binding protein A33-like
Exons: 6
Coding region: 58-1653 (531 amino acids)
Molecular function (GO): protein binding; zinc ion binding
Source: RefSeq, a predicted model, not a curated record